ACAUCAUUUCCGCUUGUGUUUGUUCCUGUCGUGGCGGGAAUACGCGAUACAAUCCGACGACAUGGAUGUUGAGAUGAAAGAGACAGAAAGUGUUCAAUGUCAAGUCGACGCGCCGUCUAAAAAAGAGGAUAAUGCACCUAAAUCAUCGACGACUGCUUAUGAACUACCAUGGGUUGAAAAAUACAGACCUCUAAAGUUGAAUGAAAUUGUCGGGAACGAGGAAACUGUCAGCAGACUGGAGGUGUUCGCAAGAGAAGGAAAUGUGCCCAACAUCAUCAUUGCUGGUCCUCCUGGUACUGGAAAAACUACCAGCAUUUUGUGUCUGGCUAGAGCUCUUCUUGGUCCAUCCAUGAAAGAUGCUGUGCUGGAGCUGAAUGCCUCCAACGACCGAGGAAUAGAUGUCGUGAGAAACAAGAUCAAAAUGUUCGCACAACAAAAGGUCACGUUACCAAAAGGUCGCCACAAGAUUAUCAUUUUGGAUGAAGCUGACAGUAUGACAGAUGGGGCUCAGCAGGCUCUGAGAAGAACCAUGGAGAUAUAUUCUAAAACCACACGCUUUGCCCUGGCCUGCAAUGCAUCAGAUAAGAUCAUCGAGCCCAUUCAGUCCCGCUGUGCGGUGCUGCGUUACAGCAAACUGAGAGACGAGCAGAUCAUGAUGCGUCUGAUGGAGGUGGUAGAAAAGGAGAACUUGCAUGUCACCAAUGAUGGCCUUGAAGCCAUCAUCUUCACUGCUCAGGGGGACAUGAGACAGGCUCUGAAUAAUUUGCAGUCAACAAAUUCUGGAUUUGGCUACAUCAACAGUGAAAAUGUUUUCAAGGUGUGUGAUGAGCCUCAUCCUCUGCUGGUUAAGAGUAUGCUGGAACACUGUGUCAAUGCUAACAUUGAUGAAGCCUAUAAGGUAAUUGAACAGCUUUGGUUGCUAGGAUACUCACCAGAGGACAUAAUCGGAAACAUCUUUAGAGUUUGUAAGACCUUACAGAUGCCCGAAUAUUUAAAGCUGGAAUAUAUAAAGGAGAUCGGGUAUACUCAUAUGAAGGUGGCAGAAGGGGUGAACUCUCUAUUACAGAUGGCUGGACUGUUGGGUCGACUUUGCAGCAAGACUGCGACACCAGAUGCAAGCUAAAGGCCAAUGUGACCGACCAAACAAUAACUAGUCCUCAUUGUUCUUAAUGUACUUUUAUAUAAAAUAAAAAAUAUAUUGUUGUAAAAAAGUUACAAUCUGCAAUAAAAAUUAAUAAAAAAUACUUCAAAUGUUUGAGAAGGA
Messenger RNA from Triplophysa dalaica, 1264 nucleotides. RefSeq names its product replication factor C (activator 1) 2 (gene rfc2). Gene Ontology annotation, cellular component: DNA replication factor C complex; nucleus. Gene Ontology annotation, molecular function: ATP binding; ATP hydrolysis activity; DNA clamp loader activity. The transcript is spliced from 11 exons. Bases 62 to 1123 code for a protein of 353 amino acids. NCBI's taxonomy places the organism in Eukaryota, Metazoa, Chordata, Actinopteri, Cypriniformes, Nemacheilidae. Gene Ontology annotation, biological process: DNA-templated DNA replication; DNA repair. The record is from RefSeq and is a predicted model, not a curated record.